AGUCCACUGCGUGGAACAUGCACAGACACAAAUAUAUGUUUGAAUCCAUAUCUUCAUAUGCAUUGUCCCCCAAAUUUAAUGCUUAAAGCACACUUGACUGAACGUGUCUGUAUCGUUUAAGUUUAUACUUAUUAGUUGAUAAAUGGGCCAAAAUUCCAUUUUUUGUAUUUCUAAUGGACACAACACAGUUAUUAAUGUUUUGCGAGAUUUCGUAAAUGUUUUUCUUUUGUUUUUUUCCCUCCCAUGUCCCCUCCCGGACUCCGUAGACAUGGGGGUAUUCCAUGCAUAUUAACCUAUUAUAUUUGCAAAUAUGGUGUAAUACCCUCCCGCAAAAAUAUCUGAGUGUUUUGAUUUUCCACAGAUCAAUGGUGGCAACCCUAUUUUCAUCCUUGCCGUUUAAUUAGGAUCUUGGUGUUUACUGAAACAUCAGCUGUAACAAAACAUUUUCAUGCUUAAAGGCCACUGAAAGUCAAAAGCCAUUGAGGCGUAGCAGGGGACGUGCUUGUUGAGGGCCAUGUAAUCGACUUCACGGAUGUUUCAUGUGUACAUGGGGGCGCUGAAAUACAAAUUGUUUAUGGCUUUCUCUCUUCUCUCAUCAUCAUCAUAGAAUAUAUGUAGGAGUACCGUGUGCGUUUAGGGUGGGCGGGGGGAAUCGAGGCUAAUUUGGUCUUUACCAGUGUAGGAAAAAACCUUCUCCCUUGAUCAAUAUGCAUAUUCAGCUGCAUUUGUGCCAAGUAAUUUUACGUAAACAUAUAACUAUUAUAGUAUGGUCCGUAAAUAAGAGUACCAUGAUUCCGUACAGCACACGACAGUCUGUUUUUGUACAGGUACUUUACUCACUCUGAUCUAACGAGUGCAACAGAGUAACAUACUCGGUGUAACAAGAUCAUACCACGUAAUUUUAACUUGGAGAAUACGCGGAAUUUAUCAACUAACAGAUACCAGGUUGUAAUAUCCGGCAGCAAUAUUAAACCCAGUAAAAAUAGACUGCAACAUGAAAAUAGGCUACCUUAAAGCAACAAAGAUCAGAAACUAUAUUAUAUAUUCCUACAUAAAUACUGGGAUUGCAUAUUUAAAGCAAUUAUAAUAACUAAAUAUCUCAUAUUAAAUGCUAAAAACGAAUAACGAAAUUUAUUAAGAAAUAAGAAAACUUUAAUCUGCGAUGGUUCUGUAAUUACUUUGAAUUACAAUCUAUAAUCGUAAUUACAUGUUGCGGGUUCAAUCUGGUAUAACGAAACUCGCACCUGAUAAACAGAGCUUCAGGGUCUGGUUUUAUUGCCGUGGCGUAAUGACGAACGGGGGACACGAGGGCAUGAUAAGGCGUGGCACGCGUGAGGGGCGUGGCGCGGCGCGGGAGGAGGAGCCAAGGGGCAAAGUUGUGCCGGCUGGCUGCGAGCAUCACGCGACGCAGAUCUGCGCGGACGUGCCGAAGGAGGAGCGCCGCGCUCUAUAAGGGGACCCUAGAGGAACGACGAAUACAAGAUGUUUGAAACGGAACAAAUCCUGCUGGUUCUGCUGGAUAUACUCUGCCUUGGAUUGGCUGGACUCCCAUUUGCAAUACUCACGUCCCAACACAAUGCAUUCAAAAGAGGAUUUUUCUGUAGCGAUGACUCUAUCAGGUACCCCUUUAAGGAAGACACCAUCUCCUACCAGUUGUUGGGGGGUGUGAUGAUUCCAUUCACAGUAAUUGUUCUCGUGUGUGGGGAGUGUCUCCUUGUCACGCAGAGUCACCCAAGUCAACAAGUGAAUUCCCAGUCCUCGCUCCUUGGCUGUUACCUGAGAGCCGUCUAUAAAGCUCUGGGCAGCUUUGUGUUCGGCAUGGCUGUGAGCCAGUCCCUCACCGACAUCGCCAAGUAUUCCAUUGGCCGACUGAGGCCGCACUUCCUGGCGGUGUGCCAACCUGCCCUGGGCCCCAAUGACUGCAUGUCGGGUCGAUACAUCGAAAAUGCCACGUGCUUGGGGGACGAGAGCUUGGUUAACGAGGCCAGGGUGUCCUUCUACUCGGGCCACUCGUCCUUCUCCAUGUACUGCAUGGUGUUUCUCGCUCUAUAUCUGCAAGCUCGGCUCCAGAUGAAGUGGGCGAGGCUCCUUCGGCCUACGCUGCAGUUCUUCCUGAUCUCUGCCUCGGUCUACGUGGGCCUGACGCGUGUGUCUGACUACAUGCACCACUGGAGCGAUGUUCUCACAGGGCUCCUGCAGGGGGCGCUGGUUGCAGUGCUCGUGGUGUUUUGUGUGUCGGACUUCUUCAAGAAGCCAGCGGCUUUUCAGAAAGAGCCGGAGCUCUCGCAGUCUAGUUUACAGGAAACGCCUGCUAAUGGAAACCAUUACCAUAGCACCCACUAAGAUGAGGUGAACUUAAAGAGCAAGGCGGAUUGGAAGCAGGAAGUAUGGGGGUGAGGGGGUAUGCCAGUCAGGGGGUGACUGACAGCGGGGUUACAUUGCUUAACGUUGCCUUGGCUAGGCUGCAGCUGCUGCUGCUGAUGUCAGCAGUCCUCAUGAUGUCAGCAGUCCUCAUGAUGUCAGCAGUCCUCAUGAUGUCAGCAGUCCUCAUGAUGUCAGUAGUCCUCAUGAUGUCAGUGCUGAUGUCAGCAGUCCUCAUGAUGUCAGCGCUGAUGUCAGCAGUCCUCAUGAUGUCAGCGCUGAUGUCAGCAGUCCUCAUGAUGUCAGCAGUCCUCAUGAUGUACAAAUACAGUUAAAGCAUGUUCUAGGCAUGAAGGAUAUUAAUCACCGUUAAACCUUUUAUACUCGUAUCAAAAAAAUUUAAAAGCGGGGGGGGGGUAGCAUUGGCAUAUGCAUCAUUUUAUUAGGUUUUUGGGGUGGAGGGCUUUAGCAACAGAAAUAAGGCAAGACCCUGACUUAUUUUGAAACAAAUGCACACUAGCGUAUUGUAUCGUGAGGCCUUAAAGAUGCUUAGUCAUGCUGUUUGAGAGGAACUAGCUUGACCCGUGUUGAAGGGAACAACGGCGCCAUUCAUGGAAAACCUUCCUGGUCUGUAAGUGCUUAAAUUUAAAAAUAUCAAAGGCAGUGCAGGUUAAGUGAUAUACAACUUCCACGCUGGCAGUGGCUAACACUUAAAAAAUGCUAUUAUUAAACUUUCCUGGCCUGCUUCUCUGUAUGAAUGCUAUGUUCAAAGGUAAAGGUCUUCAUUCCAGAAGAAUGCACAGGGACAGACAUUCUAUAUGGAAUAUUUGUAGAGGAAAAGCAAAAGGAAUCCCCAUACAAUUCCACUUCCUUCACAAAAUUCUGUUGCGGUCAAGUAAAUCAUUCAUUUCUAGAGAUGAUGUAAUAGGCAAGUUUUUACCUACAACUGCCGCUUUUGAUAAGGAAGUAAAAUUGAGGGUCUGGGGAAGGCCUUUUUAUGAAUCAUGUCAUGAGUGAACAAUGUAUUGCAUCAUGUUUUAUGGAAGGGGAAAUCAUUGUGCCGAAGUUUUGGUUUUUAUGUAUGAUUUAUGUAAAAUGUAAUUGCUGAUUGUGUCGGUUAUUUUAAACAAAUAUAUCUGAAACCUGCCAUUAUACUGUUGUUGAUGUUCCGAGUACCAGAACUAACAUGAGUGCAUGAUCUGUGCCUACCAAGACCAAACCAUUGUCCUAUAAUAGUCUAAUGGUCUCUAGAACAGCAAGCUGUGAAGGAAUCCAAGUAGCUUCAUAAUCAAAAGAAUGCGUAACCUACAAUAAAUAGCGGUGCAUGUUUUA
Messenger RNA from Brienomyrus brachyistius, 3693 nucleotides. It is a transcript of the gene plpp1b, whose product is annotated as phospholipid phosphatase 1. Gene Ontology annotation, biological process: signal transduction; phospholipid metabolic process; phospholipid dephosphorylation. The transcript has 7 exons. The coding region runs from base 1483 to 2343 and encodes 286 amino acids. Lineage: Eukaryota; Metazoa; Chordata; Actinopteri; Osteoglossiformes; Mormyridae. The record is from RefSeq and is a predicted model, not a curated record. Gene Ontology annotation, molecular function: phosphatidate phosphatase activity.